AUGGAACUCGCCGUUGCACCUCCACCUCGAGUUGCGGUCGGCGUCCGUCUAUGCACUCCACUUGUGGUGACCUUCAAAGGAUCCUCCACGGCGAAAGACCAGAGACAAGAAGACCCGAAAGAAAGGACACUUCCCGACCUCAGCGGGAUCUGGGUCUACCUGUCGCUUACCACCGCGGACAUGGAGAAGAGCUUAGCCCCUCCACGGGAGAACCUAUUCUGUGGGAAGCGAGCCGACUCAGUCCAUCCAGUCUAUCACGAACAAGAAGUUGAUAGACCUACGAUCGCGUAUGCUAUCUUCCCUGACCUGGUGAUCAAAGAACCGGGCAGCUAUCGGGUCAGAGUCAGCAUUAUCGACAUGAAUGGGUACGCGUUAGCGAGGCCUCCCAUAUGA
Molecule: messenger RNA, 393 nt
Organism: Cladophialophora carrionii CBS 160.54
Lineage: Eukaryota; Fungi; Ascomycota; Eurotiomycetes; Chaetothyriales; Herpotrichiellaceae
Exons: 1
Coding region: 1-393 (130 amino acids)
Source: RefSeq, a predicted model, not a curated record